AGUGCAGUUUAAAGGAGAAAACUCUGAAGUAUAUUGAGCUUCUGGAGGACAGACUUCACAGCUGUGGAAGUCCAGCACUGGAACACAUUUGGGAGGCUGAUUUGGAGGCUUGUCAUCUCCUCCUGAAAGGCCUCGAUCAGCGCACCUCCAGCAUCUCAGAAUCGGACGAUCUUCCCUCCAUCCCUGGAUCGGGUUCAGGUGUCCUGCCGGUCACUAAAGAGGAAGCGGACUGCGCCAUGUUGACCGCUCUAGGGGGGCGCUGGUGUCCCGAGGCUGACCUCCAACACUCAGAAUUCACUAAGAAAUUAGAGGAGUUUCUCUUCUGUUUGGAGGAUGCGUCUCCUGAGGAUCUGUGUGGAGAGACGACAGAGCUGACGGAGCACUGUGAACUCAUCAGUGAGCGACUGCAUUACCUGGAAGAGCAGCUUCAGACCGCCAUAGAGCAGCACGACAUGGACCUCACUCUGUCCUUCGAGAAGGAGGUUCAGGAAGUGAAGGCUGUUCUUCAAGCGAUGCUGUCACAGCUGAAGGAGGAGGAAGAGGAGGAUGAAGAGAAGUAUUGUGAUGUAGAAGAAGAGGAGCAUUACUUCAGUGACAGCUGGGAAAUCUGAACAGACUCAUGAUUUAUAUUUAUGUUGCAUUCACGGUGCCUGUGCAAGUCUGUUUUCAUACUGUCAUCUUGCACUGAGCUCUCGCACUUAAAGACAAUAGUUCAUCUUUUUCUAGUUUCAUUUACUUGCCCACAUGUAAUUUUAAAAGCACUGUACUGUACUCUGUGCUGCAUUUUAGUCUUUUUUUUUAUAUAUAUUUUUUUAUUACAUUUUUGUUUCAUGCAAGUGAGA
This is a messenger RNA of Sinocyclocheilus anshuiensis, 842 nucleotides long. Its product is annotated as disrupted in schizophrenia 1 protein-like. Gene Ontology annotation, cellular component: microtubule organizing center; intermediate filament cytoskeleton; microtubule. Lineage: Eukaryota; Metazoa; Chordata; Actinopteri; Cypriniformes; Cyprinidae. The annotation marks the transcript as partial. Gene Ontology annotation, biological process: neuron migration; cilium assembly. The record is from RefSeq and is a predicted model, not a curated record. The transcript is spliced from 5 exons.